GGAUUCGCUCUCCUGCUCUGUAUUUGGGAGGCAGAUAAAAUGCCAGGUCUGUGUAGCCUCCGGAGAGAGCUAGGCUGCCUUGUGAUGGAAAGGAGCUCACUCUAGGCUCUGGGGCAAUAACGUCCAACAGACACUGGGAAGGCAAAACACAGGAGGGCUCCACGUUCAGGAUUUAUGUGGAGAGGGAUUUUUAAUCCCCCGGCGUUGAUGCUCUGCUGCUCCAUCAUUCACUCUUAAUUCAUCAAGUGGUGCUUUCUGGAAUAUCAAACCUCCAUGUACGAUAAUUUGUACCUACAUGGAUUUGAAGACUCGGAGGCGGGUUCAGCUGAUUCCUACACUAGCCGACCAUCUGACUCAGAUGUGUCUCUGGAGGAGGAGCGGGAAAGCGGCCGGCAGGAGAAGGAGCAGCAGGCGGCGGUGCAGCUGGAGAGGGCUAAGGCCAAAGCAGUGGCCUUCGCUGUGAAGACGAACGUCAGCUACUGUGGAGCCCUGGAUGAGGACGUCCCUGUGGCUGGGACAGCCAUCUCCUUUGAUGCCAAGGACUUCCUGCACAUCAAAGAGAAGUACAGCAAUGACUGGUGGAUCGGUCGCCUGGUGAAGGAGGGCUGUGACACCGGCUUCAUCCCCAGCCCUCUCAAACUGGAGAACAUCCGUCUCCAGCAGGAGCAGAAGCGAGGACGUUUCCACGGGUACGUGGAAGGCAUGGGGGCAGAGGCACGAUGGAGGGGUAAGUCCAGUGGGAAUUCCUCCUCCAGUCUAGGAGACAUGGUCUCAGGCUCAUUCAAACCCAACCCCACCUCUGCAGGAAAACAAAAGCAGAAAGUGGCAGAGAACAUCCCUCCCUAUGACGUGGUGCCCUCCAUGAGACCAGUGGUCCUAGUAGGACCGUCCCUGAAGGGAUAUGAGGUGACUGACAUGAUGCAGAAAGCACUAUUUGACUUCCUGAAGCACAGGUUUGAUGGCAGGAUAUCCAUCACAAGGGUGACAGCAGACAUAUCUCUGGCUAAGAGGUCAGUCCUAAACAACCCCAGCAAGAGGGCCAUCAUAGAGCGGUCCAACACCAGGUCCAGUCUAGCGGAGGUACAGAGUGAGAUUGAGAGGAUCUUUGAGUUGGCCAGGUCCUUACAGCUAGUGGUGUUGGAUGCUGACACAAUCAACCACCCAGCUCAGCUGAUAAAGACCUCAUUAGCCCCCAUCAUUGUCCAUGUUAAAGUGUCCUCCCCUAAGGUCCUGCAGCGUCUGAUUAAAUCAAGGGGGAAAUCCCAGAGUAAACACUUGAACGUGCAGCUUGUAGCAGCAGACAAGCUAGCACAGUGCCCUCCCGAGAUGUUUGACAUCAUCUUGGAUGAGAACCAGCUGGAGGAUGCAUGCGAGCACCUGGCAGAGUACCUUGAGGCCUAUUGGCGUGCCACCCACACCUCCCUCAGCACACCCCUCAACCCUCUGUUGGGACGUAACCUGGGCUCCACUGCCCUCUCCCCAUACCCCACUGCCAUAUCUGGUGUACAGGGCCAAAAAAACAGGAACAGCAAUCACACACAAGAAGACCACACGCCCAUCGAAAGGCGCAGUCUGAUGCCCUCAGAUGAGAACUACCACAAUGAGUGGACACGCAAGAGCUGCAACCGGCUGUCCUCUGGGUCCAUGCCGAGCCGAGACCACUACCCCCUAGAGGAGGAAGACUACCAAGACCCUUACCAGGACUCCUAUAAGCCUCACCGCAAUAGGGGCUCCCCUGGGGGCUACAGUCAAGACUCCAGACACAGGCUUUGAGUGGACACCAUAUAAAACCUCAUUGACCCCCCCACCCCCCGCCCCGCCCCGUUGUCUCCCCUCCUUGAAACAACAUUGGGGCAACUAUUUAGGCUCCAGUGCCAAUUUUGUUUUCUAAAGUGUAGCACUUCACUUCCCUCUGGCACUGCUUCCUACGGGACAUCUGGGAAAUCCAAUCUGGGAACAUAUCGUUUUUGUAGUUGUUGAAAGGGAUCCUUUUGUCUUGUAAAGAUCAUUGUUUAGGGGGGAUGCCUGAACUGGGAAGUCCUGUGGCUGAAUGGAAGGAGUACCCAUGUGGGACAGGUGUUAUUACUGUCCCAUGGGCUCACUUCUGCACUGCCCUCCCCUUCCCUCCCUCCCCUACUCACCCAGUUCCAGCACCAAGUGUCCUGGGAUCAGCACAGUGGAAACUCUUAGCACGUUGUAUCCAGGAGCUGAAAACAGCAGAGGGCAAUGCAUCUUUAAUAAUCUAACUAAGUUGUUUGAAACUGUAUUGGAUGUGCGUGUUUCCAGUCCUGUGCAUCCCGCUUUUCAGAACAAGUGAAGUUUCUGUUUGGCUAACAUGUCCAGUGAUUUUAGCUGAUUUUUUGGGUGGGGGUGAGGGUGGGAGGGUCACAAUUUUAAUUACAGUCAAUUAAACUUUUGAGUGAUAUUGGAGUCCCACAUCAGGGCAAAACUUUAUUUUUGAGGAUAGAGAACAAUAUUAGUAGCAAGGUCUUUACCUUGGUCUCUUUUAGGAAAGUGGGAUAAUUUUUUAAUAUACAUUUACAGUAUUUCAAGUCAUUGCGUAUCAAAGGAAUAUGCUUCACUCCUAGUUUAACUACAGUAUACACGUUCAACCUGAGCAUUACAUGUGGGGUAAUUCAUGCUGAAUCUAAUUGCCUAAAGAAUUUCUGUAUGUGAGUGGUCAGAGCAGAAUAGUAUUCCCAAUGAGGGGGAUUUUUGAUUGUCAGAAUAUUGCUUCCAGUUUUAAGCUGCCUCUGAUAAGUAAAGGCUGGCUAACUCUGUUGGAGCAGGGAACACAGGUCCUAUUUUGCAAAAUAGAAAUAUCUAUGUAGCUUUGGUUUAGGAUGAUCAUGCCAGCAUGUCUAUUUUUCAAUAUACAAUAUGCCAUGCAUUUAUCCAGUGCUAAAAUAUGUCAUGUAUGUCUGUUAGGCUGGAUCAGACAAUAGAAAAAGGGUUUGCUAGUGAGUGACAUAUGUUAAAGUCAUUACGAAAUAGAAAUUAGUCAAGACAAAAGGGGUGGAAAAAAGCUUCAAAUAUUGUUGAACUCACAGUUGGUUGCUGCACACGAAUCAACUCAAUUGUACUAAUUAUGAAUCAUGAUUCCAAAAUGCGGUGGGUUUUUGUUCCUGCCUGGAAGUCUUCCAAUAGCUUUGCCGUUUAGUUCCUCUUCAUGCAUUUUGAAGCUUACUUUAUGUGAAAGUAUUCAACAGUAUUCUCUGAUGAUCACUUCUGCUUGUAAAGAAAUAUGUUGCAGAUUAAAUAACUAUCCCUAUCACCUAGUAACAGUUUUAAAUAAUCUAAAAAUAGUUUAUUUGGUUAAUCUACAUAAUAAUAUAUGAUAAUUGUCAUCCAGAACAUAUGUUUUACUGUAUCUUUUGAAUUGGCAUGAAGUUUAAUACAGACACUGCUUUCUACAAAAACUGUAGCCUACUUCUUCAGUUCAAUAUCAGCCAACAUUUUAUUUGUAUUACAAAGUGCAGAUGGAACUUAUUGUCCUUACUGUAUGAUACAGGUUAGUUAUACUUAUUUAUAGCUUUUUCCACCUAUGAACAGAAAUUAUAUGUAUUUCUUAGUAGCUAUGGAGCAUUGUUUGGCUGCUGUUCCUGUUCACAUGUAGCAUUUUCAGUGAAUGUGACCAAACUUCAGAGGUUGAUUAACUAUAACAAACUGUCAAUUUAAAGCAUCUGUUUCUCUUUGGACCGAACAUGCCUUGGAAUGUCUCCUAGAACUGUACUGUGUGUGAUUGACAACUACCUGUAGUUGACAUUUCAUCAGGGUCAAUCGGAGAUCAGGAGAAAUUGGAUAACAUGCUGGUUCAUCAGUAUUCCAAAAUAUGUUUCUUUUAUUUGUAAUUCUAGAUUAAAUAACACUGGAGAGCAAGCAAUGAUUUGAUUUCAAAUCCUUUGAAAACUGUCUGUGAGAGACCAAUGCAUUGCAUUAAAGUGAUUUUGUUUGUACUGCCAAUUUACAGUUGUAUUGUAAUAAAUUUCCCUAAUUCUGUUG
This is a messenger RNA of Hypomesus transpacificus, 4002 nucleotides long. It is a transcript of the gene cacnb4a, whose product is annotated as calcium channel, voltage-dependent, beta 4a subunit. Lineage: Eukaryota; Metazoa; Chordata; Actinopteri; Osmeriformes; Osmeridae. Bases 274 to 1773 code for a protein of 499 amino acids. Gene Ontology annotation, cellular component: voltage-gated calcium channel complex. Gene Ontology annotation, molecular function: protein binding; high voltage-gated calcium channel activity. The record is from RefSeq and is a predicted model, not a curated record. The transcript has 13 exons. Gene Ontology annotation, biological process: chemical synaptic transmission; neuromuscular junction development; calcium ion transmembrane transport.